Molecule: messenger RNA, 486 nt
Organism: Macrosteles quadrilineatus (aster leafhopper)
Lineage: Eukaryota; Metazoa; Arthropoda; Insecta; Hemiptera; Cicadellidae
Exons: 3
Coding region: 195-440 (81 amino acids)
Biological process (GO): transmembrane transport
Molecular function (GO): ATPase-coupled transmembrane transporter activity; ATP binding; ATP hydrolysis activity
Source: RefSeq, a predicted model, not a curated record
CUGCUGGGCUGGCCAAUGCUGACAGUUUUAUCCGACAGUUCCCUGAUGGCUACAGUACCAUUCUGGGGGAGAGAGGAGUUACCGUGUCUGGGGGCCAGAAACAGAGGAUAGCUAUCGCCCGCGCUCUACUGAAAAUCCCAUCCAUCCUCAUACUAGACGAGGCUACCAGGUGUACGAGGCUGCUGGGCUGGCCAAUGCUGACAGUUACCAUUCUGGGGGAGAGAGGAGUUACCGUGUCUGGGGGCCAGAAACAGAGGAUAGCUAUCGCCUGCGCUCUACUGAAAAUCCCAUCCAACCUCAUACUAGACGAGGCUACCAGGUGUACGAGGCUGCUGGGCUGGCCAAUGCUGACAGUUUUAUCCGACAGUUCCCUGAUGGCUACAGUACCAUUCUGGGGGAGAGAGGAGUUACCGUGUCUGGGGGCCAGAAACAGAGGAUAGCUAUCGCCCGCGCUCUACUGAAAAUCCCAUCCAUCCUCAUACUAGA